UUACAUUACAAUAUUACUCAUAUACAAAAAAAGUAUAAUGGAAACAAGUAUAGAUUUAUCAGAAUCAUCUAAAGAAAAAGCUCAUGUUUGUCAUACUGAUAUGAAUCAAACAAUGCAAGAUGAAAUAAUCUCUAUAUGUUUGAAAUUUUGGAGUAUAAAUCAACGAAGUUUAGAUACUACAGCAUAUAUUAAAAGAAAUUUGGAUAUAAAAUAUGGACCAGCAUGGCAUUGUAUUAUAGGUGAUGAAUAUAACAGUUGUGUUACACAUGAUUCACAAUAUUUUCUCGAUUUCAAAUUUGAGAAGAAAUCGUUCAUGAUUUAUAAAACUAGUUUAUAAUGAUGUUACAAAAGAGCUACACUGG
Schistosoma margrebowiei is the source of this 362-nucleotide messenger RNA. The record is from the annotation of a GenBank genome assembly. NCBI's taxonomy places the organism in Eukaryota, Metazoa, Platyhelminthes, Trematoda, Strigeidida, Schistosomatidae.